CGAUCCUCUCCUGCGCGCGCAACUUCCACCCUUCCCAUCUUCAUCAACUAACGGCCUUUAGAUCUAUAUCUGUUCUAUUCAUACAUUCAUUUUUUUGAGUCAACUCAUCGAUUUCUUCCGGAGAUAAAAAGAAAAAGGAAAAAAGAAUACAACGUCAAUUCACCCAAGAACGAGGUCGAAUUCCCCUGAUACGAUACCGCGGAUCAUCGGUCGUUGGAUCAACACCCCCUCAUCGCCGGACGGAUAUAGGAACAACACCUUCCUACAUCAAUCUAUUUAUAUAUCUUCUCUCGCGAUCCAAUUUGCAAAUCAUCCUUCAUGGUGGCAUACUCCGCCGGUUCACCUUCUCUUCACAAACCGAGUCCGUUUCCAGAGUCCCCUCGCAGAAUGGCGCGCUUCAGAGCAAGCAACAUCCUCGGCGACCCGUUCGCGCUCGCGACCAUCUCUAUCUCCAUUUUGGCCUGGAUCAUCGCAUUCAUCGCAUCCAUCAUUUCAGACAUUAACACCAAAUAUCCCAACUAUGCGUGGUGGGCGAUCGCUUAUAUGUUUUGUGUCAUUAGCGGCAUUACAACUGUCAUUGGUUCCGAUACUGGCUUGGUUUACGGGGUCGCGAUUGUGGGCUAUCUUGCAGCUGGUUUAGUGUUUACUACUCUUGCCGUGAACACUCUGGUCUACGAGCCGGCUUCUUCCUCUCAAGCUGCGGCAGCUGGCUUCAUCCUUCUUUCCAUGGUGAUUAUUGUGUGGAUCUUCUACUUUGGAUCGUCCCCGCAAGCCUCUCACCGUGGAUUCAUCGACUCGUUCGCUCUCCACAAGGAACAGCAGCCCAGUUCGUACCGAAACAGCAGACCCAUGUCGAGCGCCUUUGGACCUCGGGUUGACGCGACCCCGACACCGCAAAUGUAUACGUCCGCCCAGCUCAACGGCUUCGAAACCUCGUCCCCCGUGUCAGGAUACCCUGGUGGUCUCCCUGGCGAAGAACAACGCAACUCAUCUGUGCCCCGCUUUGGCAACCCAACGAACAACACUUUGCCCCCCAAUCCUAACGGGGAAGUGGGAGAAGUCCCUCAGCCGACCGAGUACCCUUACCGAGCCAAGGCGAUCUACUCAUACGAUGCCAACCCAGAAGACGCCAACGAGAUCAGCUUCGCCAAGCAUGAGAUACUGGAUGUGUCCGAUGUAAGCGGAAGAUGGUGGCAAGCAAGGAAAGCAACCGGAGACACCGGUAUCGCUCCAUCCAACUAUUUGAUUCUUCUGUGAUCAAAUUGAGGGCGUUACCUUCCGUGUUUCUCUUUCUUUCCUCCUUGUUUUUCGUCUGGUUGUCUUUCUUGCCAUUUUGUCGCAAAAUUUCUUUGAUACCCUUUGCGCAGUAUCUCGGUGCGAUUCUGGUUUGCAAAAUUAUGUUAUGUCCUGAUGGCCCUGUUUGGAUCUGAUCUUUGCCUUUUUAUUUGUGUAUUCUUUUGAUUGACUAUAUCUUUUUUAUCUUCUUGGAUCGAGCCCGGCGUCCGCCCGGUUAUAUCACAUGGGUUGUGGGUUGUA
Messenger RNA from Aspergillus wentii DTO 134E9, 1536 nucleotides. RefSeq names its product osmosensor SHO1 (gene sho1). The record is from RefSeq and is a predicted model, not a curated record. Lineage: Eukaryota; Fungi; Ascomycota; Eurotiomycetes; Eurotiales; Aspergillaceae. The coding region runs from base 319 to 1257 and encodes 312 amino acids. The transcript has 4 exons. Gene Ontology annotation, molecular function: protein binding.